GCCCUGCCCGCAGACGGUUCCCUAACCGAAGAUAUUUUGAUCGGCCUUAAGAAACGCUCUCUGCCUUGAUCUAGCCUUCGACCCUCCGGGCUCCGACCGAUCCUCUUCCCCUAUUAUCAAUUUGAUCACCGGGGAAUGGCGAGAAAAGUCGGAUUCUUUUGACAGGGAGGGAAAGUCGGGGCCGUGGAGAAAUAUUGGGUGGGCUUUUCUGACAUUUUGGUGCAGCCGAGGAGGCCGAGGGGCGAUUUUAUAUUGAGUGUCGGCGCCCGGUGGCAGGCGGGCAGGCUUUUCCCUUCCAGGACCUGAUGCAAUCCAUUCAAGCCAACAAGUUUGGAGAGAAUGUUGAGUUCAAUCAAUUCAGAACGUCGAGAUGGAGCUCAACUCACUCCAGUGGGUCGGCUCUCCGUGUGGUUUGCACGGACCUUACAUUUUCUACAAGGCUUUUCAAUUCCACCUUGAAGGCAGACCAAGAAUUUUGUCCCUUGGCGACUUUUUCUUUGUAAGAUGUAAGCCAAAGGAUCCGAUUUGCAUAGCGGAGCUCCAGCUGUUGUGGGAAGAGAGGACUAGCAGGCAACUUUUAUCCAGCUCCAAACUUUAUUUCCUCCCAGAAGAUACUCCCCAGGGCAGAAAUAGCGACCAUGGCGAGGAUGAAGUUAUUGCAGUUUCCGAAAAGGUAAUUGUGAAGCUCGAAGACCUGGUGAAGUGGGCACAUUCAGAUUUCUCCAAGUGGAAUUAUGGUCUCCGGGCUGGGCCAGUAAAACUUGAAGAAUUGGGAAAGAAUAGACAGCCAGAAGCUUUGCUGAAAUACAGACAGUCUACCCUUAACAGCGGGCUCAACUUCAAAGAUGUCCUAAAGGAAAAGGCUGACCUUGGGGAGGAUGAUGAAGACUCCAGCGUUAUUGUCCUCAGCUAUCCACAGUACUGUCGAUACCGUUCCAUGCUGAAGCGCAUUCAGGACAAGCCGUCUUCAAUUCUGACAGACCAGUUUGUUCUAGCCCUGGGUGGCAUUGCAGUGGUCAGCAAGAAUCCACAGAUUCUUUACUGUCGGGACACUUUUGACCACCCAACUCUGAUAGAAAAUGAGAGCAUAUGUGAUGAAUAUGCGCCAAACCUUAAAGGCCGACCUCGCAAAAAGAAACCGUGCCCACAGAGAAGAGAUUCAUUAAAUGGUGUUAAGGAUUCCAACAAUAAUUCUGAUGGCAAAGCUGUUGCCAAGGUGAAAUGUGAAGCCAAAGCAACUUUGGCCAAGCCCAAGACCAACCAUAAUAACUGUAAGAAAGGCUUGAGCGAAGACAAAUCGAAGGUUGCCAUUGGUGAAGAAUGCAGGGCAGAUGAACAGGCAUUUCUCGUGGCACUUUAUAAAUACAUGAAAGAAAGAAAAACACCAAUAGAACGAAUUCCCUAUUUAGGUUUCAAACAGAUUAACCUUUGGACUAUGUUUCAAGCUGCUCAAAAACUGGGAGGAUAUGAAACAAUAACAGCUCGUCGACAGUGGAAACAUAUUUAUGAUGAAUUAGGUGGGAAUCCUGGGAGCACAAGCGCUGCUACAUGUACUCGCAGACAUUAUGAAAGAUUAAUCCUGCCAUAUGAAAGAUUUAUUAAAGGAGAGGAAGAUAAGCCACUGCCUCCAGUGAAACCUCGAAAGCAGGAUAACGGUUCCCAGGAGAGUGAAAAUAAAACAAAAGUAUCCGGCACCAAGCGCAUCAAAAAUGAAAACCAAAAGAGCAAGAAAGAAAAAGAUAAUGUUCAGAAACCCCAGGAUGCAUCGGAGGUUUCAGUGGAACCAGAGAAGGAGCCAGAGGUUUUAGUCCAGAAAAGCUUGAUGGAGCCCCUGGUGAUGGCAGAAGUGAAGAAACAGACCGAAGACUUCCAAGACUUGAUACCCGAGGGAGUAGGCACGGAAGCGGGCCCGACGAAAGUCAACUUGAAGGACCGCUGCUCCAUCAGUGAGCCAGCCAAGGAAGAAGAAGAGUGCUCAGCUUCCUUCCCCAGUGCUCCAGCACCUCCCAAAGAGGAUGCGACCCGGAAUCUAACCGUCGGCAAACAGUCACGCUCAUCGCCGGAUGCCCUUGUUGACCCAAAGCCAGAACAGAGAGCGUGCAGUUUUACAGAUGGCUCCGAUAACGAACCGCCGGAAGCCCCCUUCCACGGUUUCCCCCCGGUCCAAGUACCGCCGCCGAGCCAGAGCGACAUGGAAGACGACAAACUCCCCGCCAUGGCGGACUACAUCGCCAACUGCACUGUGAAACUGGAUCAGCUCGGGAACGAAGACAUCCACGACGCCCUGAAGCGGAAUCCCAAAGUCCUCGUGGUCCAGUCGUUCGAUAUGUUUAAGGAAAAGGAACUGCCCGUACCCAUUCACGAUGACCCUGGGUUGAAUUACACCCCGCUGCUCUAUUCGAGGGGCAAUCCAGGGAUCAUGUCUCCAUUGGCCAAGAAGAAGCUGCUGUCGCAGGUCAGCGGUGCUAGCCUGUCAGGUAGCUAUCCCUACGGCUCCCCUCCACCCUUGAUCAGCAAGAAGAAACUGAGCAGCAGAGACGAACCCUCUUCCGGGUCAGUGCAGUCUCAUCACAGCUCGAGCUCUGAUGCUCUGGCGGUCAGUAGGCCCUCCGUGAUCCAACACGUCCAGAGUUUCAAAAGCAAGAACCCGGAGGAACGGAAAGCUCUUAACGAUGUUUUUAAGCAUGACGCUCUAAGCGGUCCCGAUCCCCGCCGGUGCAGUUUCUCCAAGCAUCACCUUCAUCCCCUGGCCGAGUCCUAUGCGCUGAAGCCAGAUAUCCAGGAGUGCAAGGACAAGAUGGCUGAGAAAAGGGCACUACAUCAUUCCCACGUGCCCAGUUUCCUGGCCGAUUUCUAUUCCUCCCCCCACCUCCACAGCCUCUAUAGACACACGGAACACCACCUUCCCAGCGAACAGGCAUCCAAGUUCCUCCCUCGGGGCACGUACCGGGAGUCGGAAAACAGUUCGCCAUUUCCUCCGCACAAACACCCAGAAAAACUCGGCGGGGGUUACCUCCCGUCUUUGCAUCAGCCAGACAAAAAAACUGCCCUGGAAGCCUCCUCGGACGAUCAGCCGACAGAUCUGAGUCUUCCAAAGAGCAGCGCACACAAACAGACUGUGAAGACGGCGGGCCUGUCCCACGCGGGCGGCGGCCUGCCGGAGAGUAAGAGCCUCUCUCAGUUCCAGGCCUUGAGCGGUCAGGCCGGGAGUCGAGACUGCCACCCGAAAGCCUGCCGGGUCUCGCCCAUAACCAUGUCGGCCCCUAAAAAGCACCAGGACCUGUUCUCCCGGUCCGGAAAGCCGCACCACACGAGACUCGACAACUUGAGGAAGAUGGAGAGCGCGGUCCAUCCGAUCCUGAGCUGCAAGUCGAGCCCUCAGCCCGUCGGCACGGCUCGGCCCCUGAAGCGCGGCCUGGAGGAUUUGGACGGUGUGAUGACGGAGAAGAAGAUCCGGGUGGUGUCUCCCCUGCAUUCCUCCAAGGAGGGCUCGGCCAAAGACAAGGCCUCCGAUCAGGAGGGUGAGGGCGGCAAAGGUGGGCACGGCCCCCACUCCGGCGGCGUGUCGGAGGGCCAGAAGUUCCCCCUGUCGUCGCCCAUCUUCCCAGGUUUGUACCCGGGGUCCCUGUGUUCCAGCCUGAGCUCCCGCCUCCCCGCCGGCUAUUCCCACCCACUGCAGUACUUGAAAAACCAGACUGUGCUUUCGCCCCUAAUGCAGCCUUUGGCUUUCCACUCGCUUGUGAUGCAGAGAGGAAUCUUUACGUCCCCGGCCAAUUCUCAACAGCUCUACAGACAGUUAGCCGCAGCAGCCACACCUGUAGGAAGUUCGUAUGGCGACCUUUUGCACAACGGUAUCUACCCUUUAGCUGCUCUAAAUCCUCAAGCUGCCUUUCCUCCCUCCCAGCUGUCCUCUGUCCACCCCAGUACAAAACUGUAAAUUCUGCGCUCGGGAGCCUCCCAGUGAAAGGUGUCGCUUAACGUGGCUUUGCCCCCUUACCCUGUGAUAAUGUCUUGCAGAAUUAGAAAUCAGUAUUUCUUUCGUGAAAACCGACGUGUGGUAGCCCGCCUAGGCUAACGCUUCUGUUCGACUGAGAUAGAACUGCUUUGCUCUUCUGGCCCUUCACCCAUAACUCCUUCCCUCAUUUCCCCCUUCCCUCGCCUCCUCCACCUCCGUCAUUUCACUUUGCACGGUCGUUAUGGGAAGGGGUUUUAUUUGCAUCCACAUUCUGAGACGAAUGAAAAGAAACCGGACUUGAUUUUUAGCGCUUUGGGAAACGGAGACGUUGAGGUGGAAGAUGGAAGGAAGGGGUGAGGGAGGGCUGCGGAGAACAUACAAUCAAAAGAUGUGGUCUGGGGGUCACAUUUUUGACUUUUAAAGGUUCGAUCAAUGCAAUGUAUAGUAAAACUGCAAUAGAUCUUUCACCCUGACACUAGUAAAACAGAAAAGUAAACACUGUUAAAUUGAGUGUGUACGUACCUGCUUCUUACAAACUACCUGUAUCACUGUUUGUUCACAUAAUUUAUAUACAGGUAGUCCCAUUUUCCAGUUUAUCCUGUGCCCUGUUAAUUAAACAAUAUCACUUUGUCUGCAGGUGUUUCUAUUUGUCGGGUUUUUUUUUUUUCCCUAGGAGUCCGUUGGACUGUCCUUCCUGUUUCUGUGUGUGUAAUUUUUCCACAUCUUAUCAUUGUGAGCAGCUUUGGGGGGUAAAGUUAUUGUUUACAAAUUGAAGCAACUGAUUCAAGGGGAAUCCAUGAAAGAAAAUCACAUAUAUGAUGGUGCAAACAAAGUUCCUUUUUAAAAAAUAUGCAGUUGGAAGAUCUUGCUCCUCCUAAAUGGCAGAGUUGAAAGAGCUUACCCAUUGCUUACCCAGCCAAAACACUUUGCUUUGAAGUACUGGGUUAUGGGAAAUUGUUGAGCAUUGUACUUACCUUAUCUAGGCUGUGAAACUGUCCUACAUACCAGAGGAAUCAUAAAAACAAAAACCUCAUUGGCAACAAGCUGCUGAGUAACAACAGAGUCCAGAGAACAUAUUUGUGGGUUGUAAAAAUAUCGUAGGAAUUUCAGAAAUUAGAAGAGCCCAAGCAGUUGGUAUGGAAGAUGGGGCAGGCCCCGUGUAAGUGACCAAGGGUGGGGAGAGGAAGAGAGGGACGAGAGGAAGGGCGUUCGGCUACUCGGGGAGGGAAAGGGUGAUUGGCUUCCCCAGUCAAUACCUCCCCCAACCUGAGAUGAUGUGAAUUGUGAGUUCCAGUGCAGCCUGACCCAGUUAGUCUUGCAUAAUUAGCGGGCUGAGCAUCAAUCCACCUCAUUGUGGCUAGCUGGCCUGUUGGGUUGCCCCUUUAGAGUAAAAAAAUAAAAAGGAAACAGGAAUAAUCUUCUAGGACAAGUGAGACUUUGCGUUAGCCACCUACUGAUUGCAAGGUAAUAGAUUCAUUUUCAAAAUCAGUUUUGCUUUAUGUUUCCUCUUGUCGUUGGGAAGAAAUGGUAAAGCUGUUCAAGCAGUCAAAAGAUGUGGAGAAUUUAUAUUGUCAUCUUUGCCACUGUAUUACAUUUGCUACAGAGAUGUAAUAACAUGGCAUUUGGUUUCUGAAUGUAUUAAAACCAAUCGAUAAAUACGGUGGAUUUUCUUUCAGCGUUCACGGAGGACACCACCGUGACAUAGACGGAUAUUUACUCUGAUGAAUUCACCCACCUGCCGUGAUAUGUAGACGUUAGUACCCUAGUUAACUGAGUCUUUUACCUCAGAUGUUUUACGGGGUGGAAAUUGAUGACAAUUUUCAACUUCCAAAUAAGUAACUCAACUGCAGAAUAAUCGAAACUGGUAAUAAUAAAAAUUCAAGCUCUUAAAUGAAGCCAUGCAUGUCAUACAUCUGUACUGAAAUUUCUCCAUGAUAUAAAGCCAAAUAUAUAAUGUAAUAUAUUUAAUAUCCAAAGGUGGAAAAAAAAAAGAAUGUAGUCAUCCAGUGUUAAAAAAAUCCAUAUGCUUCAAUUCAUUAAUUAUCUUCCUGAGGGGAAAAAUAUUAUAUAUAUAUAUAUAUUUAAUAGAAUAAAUAGAUGAGUAGAAUUUAGGAUAUAAAUGUGUGAGUGCAAAUUAUCCUGCUUUUGCACAAGACAUAGAGAAAAAAUCAGAAUCUCAUCUGGCAGGAUGCCAGUGAGGACACAUAUGAGAAAGUUGCACUAGAUGUGAAUCCUGAAAGCAUGAGAGAUCAUGACAGAAAUGUGGAAAAAGAACUCUGUAGCAAACAGACCAAAUUGUACGUGGUGGGGUGAGUUAAUUCAAGAAAAUGGGUGCUUUCCGUUCUUCAGCCAACCUGAACGUUUGAGAUUUGGGGCAUUUAUUUUCACCGAAGAUCUCCUUUCAGUUUGGUUACAUCAUGCUGGAAUUUGAUCACACCAUUUUAAAACAAUGUUAACUCAAAUGUUUUCUCAUUUGUUCCGUGAGGCGACUCAGUUUCUGUCGGAGGAAACUCAGAUGCUGGGCACAGCAUUAGGCCAAAUGAAGAGAAAUGGUGGUAUAAAUUCCCCACAGAAGCAGUGCAUUAUUUGUUUAAAAACUCUCAACAGAAAUCUUGGAAAUCUUUCAAAAAGACUAUUGAAUUCUUCAUUGGCCAGAACUACUUUAAAAAAAAGUCUUAAAUGGGGCUUUGUUUGCAUUGUUUGAGUUCAAGGGGCCUUAUUAUUGAAUGGAAUUGCACAAGCCUUUCUUUGUGCAAUCAAACCAUUGUUAUUGGUAGUUUUGUAAAGGAAACUGUGGAAUCUAAUUGGCAAUGGAGUCAUAAAUCUAUUUACUGAGAACCGCUUCCAAGAAAUGUUGCAAUUCAAAAUGCACUAAGUUCAUGAUUCAUUAGAGAUUCUGGAAGGUUGCGAGAUAUAUUUAAGAAAAAAAAAAGAAAAAAGCAAAAAAAAAAAACAAAAAACAAACCCACAACCUUCCCCUCAACUUCUGGUUUCAAACUGUUUGACUUUAGGAAACAACUUAAAAAUAGAACCAAGCGGAGUUUGAGAAUGCAAUGUCCUUCUAGUAAAUGAUUAUUAAAAAUUGUAAUAUUUACAGCAGAACGCUCUGAUUUAUUUCUGCACUGGAGAUGACACAUCCACUUGUUUUUCAGGGCAUACGAAGUAGUUCGGGAAAACCCAGUUUUGAACUUUGCAACUUAUUGAAUUGGUGCAUGAAUUCUUCAGUACUGUAUCUUAUUAUGUUGGUGUGUCUAAUGGAAGUUUCUAGGUGGUCUCAAAAAAUAUUUUAUGUAGUGUGCCUUCAAAGAGAACAGCUAAUUUCUCUGCAGUCAUUGUUCCACGUGGUCAGUCAGGUCACAUCUGGUCUAAUUUUACAAUUGUCCUGAUUUAGUGAGAAAUGGCAAUGAUUUAAAGCCAGUGGGGCCCACAUCAUUGAACUGAUAAUCAUGAGCACUUAACUCCCGUGUUUGCUGUAAAUGUAUUUGAUAUUCGCUCAUUCCCCAUGGUUGAAAUAUGUCCUAAGAAUUGCAGCAUAAUCUCCUGGCUGUUUAUACUUUUUUAAACUUUCCUUUGUUGUAAAUAUUGUAUACUUUUGGUGAUUCAAGUUAUGUAACCUAUAUGCUCUGUAAGGUGAUUAUUUGUAUAUAGCAAAAUGGCCCAGUAAUAUUAUAUAGUUUCCCGUCGAAAAGGUUAUUGAGUAACCUUCGCAUUAGUUUAAACACUACCAGGAAUAAAGCUGAGCCAACUAUAAACACUCAAUUUUGUAUGUUUUCCAAAUUGUACUUAUUAAUGCUUUUGAUACUGUAUUACGUGCCAAUAGUUUCCCAAUCACAUAGCAGGCAAGAGAUAUUUUGUACUUUUUGAUCCACUGUAAUAUUUAAUAAAAAAUGUUACUAUCUGUUCCAUUGGG
Messenger RNA from Ornithorhynchus anatinus (platypus), 7865 nucleotides. RefSeq names its product AT-rich interaction domain 5B (gene ARID5B). Gene Ontology annotation, molecular function: transcription cis-regulatory region binding. Gene Ontology annotation, cellular component: nucleus. Gene Ontology annotation, biological process: regulation of transcription by RNA polymerase II. Bases 371 to 3937 code for a protein of 1188 amino acids. The transcript has 10 exons. The record is from RefSeq and is a predicted model, not a curated record. Lineage: Eukaryota; Metazoa; Chordata; Mammalia; Monotremata; Ornithorhynchidae.